CUUCCUUCUGCUCUUCUCUUCCCAGCUACUGGUCCUCAGCUGCCGGUGGAUCCUCCCAGCCCUGCUCUGCUGAGGCUCCCAGAGGACAGCAGCAGGCAGGAUGACCCAAAACAUGGUGACCAUGAAUGGAGUUGAUGUGGUCUCUACACUGUCCCAGCCCAGCCACAUCAACAUCCACAUCCACCAGGAAUCAGCUUUGGCACAAUUGUUAAAAGCUGGGGCUUCCCUGAAGGAGAUCUUUUCUCGCCCUUGGGACACUGGCCCUUCCGAGGCCAGGAUGAGCUAUGGGCAGCUGGUAUUGGGGGUGAUCCAGAUAUUGCUGGGGGCUGUGAGCUGUGUUCUCGGAGGGUUGCUCUGCUUCGGGCCCUGGACAGAGCUGCGUGCCUCAGGCUGCGCCUUCUGGGCAGGGUCUGUGGUGACUGUUGUAGCAGGAGCUGGGGCCAUUAUCCAUGAGAAGCACCGGGCAAACUCUCAGUGAGUCUUGGGUGGCUGUGCAUCAGGUCUGCUCACGCUGGCUGGCAUCUCCACAGCCGUGGUUGCUGUUGUCCUCUGUGUGAACAGCUUAACCUCGCCAAGUGAUGGCUUCCUUUACAUCGACUCUGUGUGUGAGUCCCCAGAACCUGCCACCCUGACCACUGGGUACAAUGAGACGUGGCAAAGGAGUCGCAUGUCACGGUGGAAUGAGGAUAGGUGCAGAACCUACAUGCAAAUGCUGAUGAAUUUGUUCCUAGGCAUCCAUGCUCUGCUCCUGGCUGUCUGUGUCCUGCAGGUCAUCAUAUCCUUGGCUUCCCUGGGCAUGGGUCUUCGAAGCUUGUGUGGCCAGAGCUCCCGGCCCCUGGAUAAGUAAGGGUCCGAGAAAAAGCUACUGGGGGAGUCAAUGCCUCCCUCCCCCUCCAAGGAGAAGACUGUGGCUGCCAUCAUCCUGUGAGCCCUGCAGACCCUGCCUGGGCCUCCACAUGCCCCCGGCCAGAGCAACCCAGGGCCUCUGGAGAGGCCAGCAUCCCUUCCCCAGGGCCCCUCACUGCCCUGUCCCUCACACUUGCCUCUCCUUUGGCCACUUGUCCCGGCCUCCUCCUCUUCCCACUGUUCCUACUCCAGUGGCCUCAAUUCAAGGAACAGGGGCUGUCGCUUUUCUCUAAUGCCGAUUAAACAGAAACAACAGGAAAAUAAUUUUGC
This is a messenger RNA of Neomonachus schauinslandi (Hawaiian monk seal), 1176 nucleotides long. RefSeq names its product transmembrane protein 176B (gene TMEM176B). The record is from RefSeq and is a predicted model, not a curated record. Lineage: Eukaryota; Metazoa; Chordata; Mammalia; Carnivora; Phocidae. Gene Ontology annotation, biological process: negative regulation of dendritic cell differentiation. Gene Ontology annotation, cellular component: membrane.